AUGCCCCCUCCACUCCUCAAACGCGUCCUCCCUCUGCCAUCUUUUCCACCACCACCCCACUCUCUCUCCUUCUCUACCACCUCCACCACAUCUCCACCACCGAACCACCACUGCCCACUAAUCUCAACCAUCACCUCCCUCCUCACUCACCACCGUUCCAAAUCCCGCUGGUCGUGCCUCCGCUCUCUCCUCGCCGCCACUGCCACACCCCUCACCCCUACUCACUUUUCCCAAAUCACCCUCCAAUUAAAAUCAAAUCCCCACCUUGCCCUCCGCUUCUUUAACUUCACUCUCCACAACUCCUCUCUUUGCACUCAUAAUCUCCACUCCUAUGCCACCAUCAUUCAUAUCCUCUCCCGGGCCCGUCUGAAGGCCCAUGCCCAGGACAUUAUUCGGGCCGGGCUCCGGUCACCCGUUUUGUUUAACAAUGAUGAGGGUGCCUUUGCCGAGGAGACAGGACUAGACAGGAUGGAACAGGAUUGUACAGGACAGGGUCGUCGCAGGUACCAAAGGCAAAAAGAAAUGAAAUUUUUUGAAGUUUUAGUGAAAACUUAUAGAGAGUGUGAUUCAGCUCCAUUCGUGUUUGAUUUGUUGAUAAAAUCUUGUUUAGAAUUGAAAAAAAUUGAUGGGUCUAUUGAGAUUGUGAGGAUGUUAAGGUCUAAAGGGAUUAGUCCAUCAAUUAGUACUUGUAAUGCUUUGAUUAGCGAGGUGUCGAGGUGUAAAGGCUCGUUUGUUGGUUAUGGGUUUUUUAAGGAGGUUUUUGGAUCUCAAAGUUGCGAACUUGAGGGGAAAAUGAGAAGGGGUUUUAGGGUUAGGCCUAAUGUGCAUAGUUUUAAUGAAUCAAUGUUGGGGUUUUAUAGAGAUGGUGAAGUGGAGAUGGUUGAGGAGAUUUGGAAUGAAAUGGGUAAAUUUGGUUGUGUUGCAAAUGGGUUUAGCUAUGGUGUUUUAAUGGCUGUUUAUUGUGAGGGAGGGAGGUUGAGUGAAGCACAGAAGUUAUGGGAGGAAAUGAGAGUGAAAGGAAUAAUGCCUGAUAUUGUUGCUUAUAAUACUAUCAUUGGUGGGUUUUGUAAGGUUGGAGAGGUUGAGAAAGCUGAGGGUCUUCUUAGAGAAAUGGGGUUGAGUGGAAUCGAGAGUAGUUCUGUUACUUUUGAGCAUCUUAUUAAAGGGUAUUGUAGAAUUGGGAAUGUUGAUUCGGCUAUUCUCGUGUAUAAGGAUAUGUGUAGGAGAGAUUUUAGGCUUGAAGCUUUGACAAUGGAGGUGUUGAUUGGAGAGCUUUGUGAACAGAAAAGAGUUUCUAAAGCUUUGAAGAUUAUGAGGAUUGCAACGAGAGAUGUUAGUUUUCAUCCAAGCGGGAAGAGUUAUGAGUUGUUAAUUAAGGGAUUGUGUGAGGAUGGGAAAAUGGAGGAAGCAUUGAAGCUUCAAUCAGAGAUGGUGGGGAAAGGGUUUGAACCAAAUUCAGCAAUUUAUGGUGCUUUCAUGGAAGGGUAUGUGAAGUUGGGAAAUGAGGAAAUGGCUGCUAUGUUGAGGAAGGAAAUGUCGGUAGCUCAAAAGCAGCAGCAAGAGGAUUGA
Messenger RNA from Dovyalis caffra, 1569 nucleotides. The record is from the annotation of a GenBank genome assembly. Lineage: Eukaryota; Viridiplantae; Streptophyta; Magnoliopsida; Malpighiales; Salicaceae.